CACAUAUUUCUGUGUCUCAGCUCUAAGUUCAGCAGUAAGAUACGGUAUGUCAACACACUGGCAGAGCUUCGUGAGAUGAUUCCAAUGGAAUAUGUGCACAUACCAGAUAGUAUUGUCAAACUGGAUGAAGAACUGAGGGAAGCUUCAGAAACAGCUAAAACUAGCUGCCUCUCAAAUGAUCCAGAAAUGACUUCAGUGGAGCAGGAGCUUGACAUGACCCUGAAAUAAAAAGCAUCACUGCCAGAUGUUUGAAGAAGAGGACUUUCAUCACUCAGACACCCAUGAUCAUGGUGUACAAUAGAAAUUUCAUUCAUUUUGUUUAUGGUAUAAUUUUUUGGUGCCAUUUAGCAAUCCAAGAAGAUGAAAUAGGCCCAUCUUGUUGCCUUGGAAACAAGAAAUUUGGACCUGGCUAUUUUUUUAUCUUCAGAAAUAGAGUUUUUGUUAGAAAAGCUAUAACAUCUAGCAUUGGUUUCUGUAAGUGUAUGCAAAUUCUGUUUCAGAUUGUACAAUUUCACAAACAUUAUGCCUCAUGAAUGAGUCAAUGAGGAUGUAGAUUUUUAUUUAAUUUGUGUCUUCAACAUAGUACUGCUUCUGCAUAACAGAGCAAAAUAGUUAUUAUUACAAUAAGUAUUAUCAUAGUCUUGUUUCACACAGCAGCAGUAACCUUAUAGUUCCAAAAUGAUUCUAAAAAUGAAGCAGGACUUCAGUGAAUGUUUUUUUCUUCCUGUAUGAAAAGUUCUUCCAUAUUCUUUUAAACCUAAUGACUUUUUAUUUGGCCACAGGAAAGCCUGUGUAAUAAAAACUCAUAAGUGUUUAAAGAUAUUUCCCAGAUCAAAAAUUACUAACAAAAAUUAGUUUCAUUUUAAUAAUUUUGUUCAGUGUCUUUAUUUUAAGGAUAGGUUUUACAGAAGUAGCUAAUCCUUUAAAAGUUUAUCAAAUGAUCUAAGAUCCUUGAAAUAUUGUUUUAUUAUUGUUUUUAAAGCCUGUUUUUCCAGAACAUUUUUAAGUGAUGAGUCUCCAAAAGGCAUCAUAACUGAAAUCACAGCCACUGCUAGUACUAUGAAUACAAAACAAUUACUUAGUACUUCUCACAAUUAUUUGUUAAGAAGAGAUGUCAAAAUAUUAUUUGAAGUCUAUUUAAUAUCAAAAACACGUAUUGCAAUGCCACUUGUUGUCUGUCCAGUAUAAACAUGAAAAGGAAAAGACCCAAGCAUUUAAUCUUUUGCUGCUGUCCUGCAUACUGAUAUGAAAUACACUGCAUUAAGUUCUGACAUUCAAAUGGAAAGCAACUUCAGUGUCUCAAACUAUUCCCCUGCAGAAGAGUACAGAUCAAUACUUGAGCAAAUGCUACUUGUCUGCUUUUGAAAGUCAAGAGUCAAGAGUAUGACUAAUGCUUUCUUGUUCCCAAAUGGACAUAUGCAUGCACUUGCCAAACCUCCUGACUCAGUUUCCUUUUGAGAUUAAAAGUAGUUUAUAAUCAGACUUUUCAUAUGAGCAGGUAGUAAUAGGAUAUAGGGGGAUAGUUCUAAACUAAAAGAGUGGAGAGAUAGGCUAGAUGUUAGGAGGAAAUUUUUUCCUCAGUAGUGGCGAGGUGCUGGCACGGACUGCCCAGAGAAGAUGUGGGUGGGUGCCCCAUCCCUGGAGGUGUUUAAAGCCAGGGUGGAUGGGGCCCUGGGCAACCUGAGCUGGUGGGGGCAGCCCUGCCCAUGGCAAGGGGUUGGGUUGGGUGAUCUUGAAGAUCCCUUCCUUUCUUUGAUUAUAUGUGCUAAUGGAAAUAGCAGACUUAUGUACUCCCAAGCUACUGUUCUCAUCUUCAAGAGAUUUUCAUGCACCCUAGAACUGUGUCUUGCAUUUGCAAAAAAGUGGUCUGCAGGGAAGGGAGCAGAUGUAUUCAUCACGAUGUGCAGAGUUGUUCAGCUAUUGUAACAAAGAGUGACUAAAUUGUCAGAAAGACAGGAAGUUGCUAAAUGCUUGCUUACCUGCCAGCAACUAAACUGAAAUAUCUGUACAGCUACAGUCCUACUCAAUACUGACAGGCUGUGUAUCAUGUCUGUCAUUCUGGGUAGCCUGCUUUAUCACAUCUUUCUAUCGGUUCCCUCUUAACUUUCACAUUUAAAGAAGGGACAGAUCCUGCUGACUGUUGUUGCUGCUCCAUAUCCUGAUCUUAUCAUCAUUAGGAUCUGAUAGGUUUCACAGUUUCUCAGAUAUUUGAAUCUUGGCUUGUGUCUGCCUUAUAAGUGCUGUCACUUAGAAUACUGGGGAUAAUGCUUUAUGUACAAAUAAAUAUUUGUAUUACCUUUCAGAUGCUAUUUAAGCUUGAUCUAGAUCUGAAGAGCAUUUUGUAGCAUGAAGCCACAUCUUUUGUAAACUUGUAGUUCAAGCAGUUGACAUGUGUAAGGCUGUAGAUGAGAGAAGUGCUUCUCUUCGCUAGAAGAGACGUUCACUGCAAAGCAGAGGUUCAGCAGAAAUCUUCAUGUCUUUGAUAUGUAAAAGACAUGAAAGAAAUUAUGCCCCAUUUUACAGUAGAUGUCAGCUUGGAAGUGAAUUUCAAUCUAAAGGCUUUAUGUAAAAUCACUAAACAGCAAAAUUACAUGUGAAUUACUUUGAUUAAUGGUGGUAGACUAAUAAUGACAACCUGAGAUGGUAGAAGUUUGUUUAAGCCAAAUGUCAAAUUAUCAAUGUGAUGUUGCAUAAAUGGUUGCAAGAACAAGAUGUGGUUAUCUCUGCUUAUUAAUGUAUUUUAAAAAGUUUUUUUAAUAUGAUAUGUCAAUUAGAUAUUAUACUAACAAUAAUAAACCAA
Messenger RNA from Meleagris gallopavo (turkey), 2800 nucleotides. Lineage: Eukaryota; Metazoa; Chordata; Aves; Galliformes; Phasianidae. The record is from RefSeq and is a predicted model, not a curated record.